Molecule: messenger RNA, 3003 nt
Organism: Didymella exigua CBS 183.55
Lineage: Eukaryota; Fungi; Ascomycota; Dothideomycetes; Pleosporales; Didymellaceae
Product: glycoside hydrolase family 47 protein
Exons: 2
Coding region: 1-3003 (1000 amino acids)
Biological process (GO): carbohydrate metabolic process; N-glycan processing
Cellular component (GO): Golgi membrane; endoplasmic reticulum
Molecular function (GO): mannosyl-oligosaccharide 1,2-alpha-mannosidase activity; calcium ion binding
Source: RefSeq, a predicted model, not a curated record
AUGCUUCGCAUGAGGAGAUAUAGGGUCUUCCUCGUGUUCGCAGUGAUCGCGGUAUUUGCGAUCUACAAGUUUGGGACAUCAGGAGCGACAUGGCGGGAAGCAGCGUCGAACGCAGCUGGUAAAUUAGGGGAUGCAGCCGAGGACACAAUACAGUACAUUCAAAAGCCCAACGUGGUUGCGAAGGAGACGCGGAAAUUCGAGUUUGAUGUGUCUGCAGCUACGAGGAACACACCCCUCCAGACACCGCCACCGCCUGCUGCGCCCGUCGAUCCUCCUGCUGGCAGGAAGUCGUCUGCGGCGCCAGCCUCGAGUCCCGCCCUCACACCCAAGCUGCCGCAACAGCACCUCCCUACAGUCCCUACGCCGAAGCCUGGUCGGCCUGGCAAUCCCGCCAACGCUGUCUUGCCCGAGUCGAGCAUCGCGCCGGUGUACUGGUCAAAGCUGCCCGAGAACUUCCCUGUCCCGCCGCAGUCGAUGAUCAAGCUGCCAGCUGGCAAACCGAAGCCAAUCAAGCGCAUACAGUUCGACUUCAAGCCGGAGACGCCAGACAUGAAGGCUGCGCGCAUUGCGAAACUCGACACGAUCAGGAAUGUUUUCAAGAAGUCGUGGAACGGGUACAGGGCGCUUGCCUGGGAGCAUGAUGAGCUGAAGCCAGUGUCUGGUGGGUUCAAGGAUCCGUUUGCCGGCUGGCGCGCAACAUUGGUAGACGCGUUGGAUACAUUGUGGAUUAUGGGAUUGAAGGAGGAAUUCGCCGAUGCGGUCAAGGCCGUAGCCACGCUCGAUUUCACGACGACCCCACGCGCCGACAUCCCGCUAUUUGAGACCACCAUUCGAUACCUGGGGGGGCUGCUGGCAGCAUAUGAUGUCAGUGGCAAGCAGUACAAGAUCCUGUUGGAAAAGGCAGUCGAGCUGGCCGAGGUCCUGUACAGCGCGUUUGACACGCCGAACCGCAUGCCGGAGACGUACUAUUACUGGAGAUCGCAGUUUGCGUCGAACCCUCACCGUGCAGGCACCCGCGUUGUGCUGGCUGAGAUUGGCUCGCUUUCGAUGGAGUUCACGAGGCUUGCGCAGCUCACAGGGGACCACAAAUACUAUGAUGCAAUUGCACGCAUUACCGAUCUUCUGGAGGAGUUCCAGGCAAACACAAGGCUUCCGGGCAUGUGGCCGACGUAUCUGGAUGCAUCAGGAUGCAACUAUACGGCCAUCGAUGUGCCUCCGCCCGCUCCAGAGCCUAUGAACAACCCGUCAGAGGACCUUGUUGCCCCCGGAAACCCGAAGUCGACGCCCACGCCCACACCGACGGAACAGCUCUCGCCAGGUGGCAACAAGAUGAUCCCGCUUGACCUGCCCGACCCAAUUAUUCUGACGCCAAACGGAGUCAAUCCGACUUGGGUCCCCCCCAAGGAGGGCUUGGACGACCCAAUGCUCGCUGCACUGGGCAAUCCCGCGAAGAUGUCUGCUCUACCGCCGCUGCAGCGACGACAGCUGGUCGUCGAGAAGAGUACACCACCGAAGAAGGCAACCGAUCUCGAAGCUGAUCUGCUUGCCCUGCAGAAGGGCAACAUGGAUAGAGUCAAGUUUGACACAGCCUCAUUGCCAGUCACACCUGAUUACACAGGUCCCACUUGCCGACCGCAAGGCUUUGACACGAGCUCAAGCUUUGGCCGUGAAGAGUACACACUAGGCGGCAUGUCCGACUCAACAUACGAGUAUCUGCCAAAGCAGUGGCUGCUCCUGGGUGGGCAGGUCGAGAAGUACCGGGCUAUGUUUGAGUGGUCCAUGGACGUUGUGAAGAAGUACUUGAUCUUCCGGCCCAUGGUCCCGAAAGAGAAUGACAUCCUGAACUCAGGAAAGUUCAACGUGCAAUCACUCAAGGGUGAGCCAUUGAUCGGCGAUCUUGAGUCCGAGAAUGCACAUCUGACAUGUUUUGCUGGUGGUAUGUUUGGCAUGGGCGCGAAGAUCUUUGACCGUCCUGAAGACCUGGAUAUCGCAAAGAAGCUCACAGAAGGUUGCAUCUUCGCCUAUGAUAUGACAGCAACGGGUAUCAUGCCGGAAGGUUACGAUACUGUGCCCUGCGAGAGCCGAACAGAGUGUCCCUGGAAUGAGACCUUGUACCACGAGCUCCUUGAUCCACGGUCAGACUGGCGCAUCCAGAAUUACCAGUCGCAGCUUCAACAAUACCAGCUCGACAUCGCCUCUGCCUCGUCUUGGUACAAAAUUGCAAUGGCCGAGUUCACGGCAGCUCCCGAGCCUGCUCUGAUCCCGCCAAUCGUCGCAGCGCAACCCACGCCAACUCCCUCCUAUGUCUUCGCCGAUACCCUCGACAGGCGGCAGAUGAUCGAACUCCUCGACGACGCGACUCAUGUCAACAUCGAAGACGUGCCCGGUGUUCCCGCCAAAGCCCCAAACCCUUCACCGCCAGCUGCCGUCCGCCCCCUCGCCGUUCCCCACACUCCCCACCAGGACCAUGAAUCCGUCAUGGGCGGCGAAUCAGAAGAGGGUGAAGGUCCACCUACAAGAGUUCAACCAGGUCUCAACAUCCCUGAAUUUGCCGGCUUGCCACCAUCGUCUCGCAUCGCGCCCGCGUUCCCGUACGUCUACUCGCCCAUGCCGGUGCUGAACCAUAAGGAGUAUGUCAAGAACCGCAUCGAGGAAGAGCGGCUCCCCGAGGGCGUCGUGAGAAUCGGGGCCAGGAGCUAUAUCCUCCGCCCCGAGGCCAUAGAGUCGGUCUGGUAUAUGUACCGCAUCACGGGCGAUUCGCACUGGCGCGAAGCCGGGUGGCGCAUGUUCGAGGCCGUGAUGCGCGCGACGGCGGCCGAGUUUGGAAACAGCGCCAUCGAUGAUGUUACCAAGGCGGUGCCGGAGCUGGACGAUAGCAUGGAGAGCUUCUGGCUUGCCGAGACGCUGAAGUAUUUCUAUUUGCUGUUUGCCGAGGAGGAUCUGGUCAGUCUGGAUGAGUGGGUGCUUAAUACCGAGGCGCAUCCUUUUAGACGGCCGACCUAG